Molecule: messenger RNA, 2549 nt
Organism: Gracilinanus agilis (Agile Gracile Mouse Opossum)
Lineage: Eukaryota; Metazoa; Chordata; Mammalia; Didelphimorphia; Didelphidae
Gene: GET4
Product: guided entry of tail-anchored proteins factor 4
Exons: 9
Coding region: 283-1278 (331 amino acids)
Biological process (GO): protein insertion into ER membrane
Cellular component (GO): BAT3 complex; cytosol
Molecular function (GO): protein binding
Source: RefSeq, a predicted model, not a curated record
CUCAGUCCCCGGGCGGGGCGGUUGUAGCUCCUCCUCUGUUGGGUUGCGGCCCGCCCCAGUAGGCCUUCUCUCUCGGUCGGCCUUCGCGGCUGCUGCCGCGUCCCCUCCCGUGAGGUCACGUGGAAUGGCACAUCGCCGACACGCCCGCUGAAGCGCCUACGACUGUUCCCUGCAAGCCACCGUAGAAGCCCUCGGGCCGCCGCCAGGACGGAAGCCGGGGAGGUUGGAGAGUGACCACGGGCUGCGGCAGCCUCAGCGCCUGCUCUCUGCGCGGGCCCCCAGAUGGCGGCUGCAGCUGCGGCAGCGGCGGCGAUGGCUGAGCAGGAAAGCGCCCGGAAUAGCGCCCGGAACCGUGGCGGGGUCCAGCGGGUGGAAGGCAAGCUCCGCGCUAGUGUCGAGAAGGGAGAAUACUAUGAAGCACACCAGAUGUACCGGACCCUGUUCUUCAGGUACAUGUCACAAGGCAAACACAUAGAAGCAAGAGAACUAAUGUACUCAGGGGCAUUAUUGUUCUUCAGUCACAGUCAACAAAACAGUGCUGCCGAUCUUUCCAUGCUGGUUUUAGAGUCCUUGGAGAAAUCAGAUGCGAAAGUAACCGAUGAGCUGUUGGAAAAUUUGGCUAAAGUAUUUAGUUUGAUGGAUCCAAAUUCUCCAGAAAGAGUGGCAUUUGUAUCCAGAGCCCUGAAAUGGUCCAGUGGGGGAUCAGGAAAAUUGGGUCAUCCAAAACUACACCAGUUAUUGGCUAUCACGCUAUGGAAAGAACAGAAUUAUUGUGAGUCUCGGUAUCAUUUCCUGCACUCCACAGAUGGAGAAGGAUGUGCGAAUAUGUUAGUAGAAUAUUCUGCCUCUCGAGGAUAUCGAAGUGAGGUGGACAUGUUUGUAGCACAGGCAGUCUUACAGUUUCUCUGUUUAAAAAAUAAAAGCAGUGCGUCAGUGGUAUUCACAACAUAUACACAGAAGCAUCCUUCAAUACAGAAGGGACCUCCAUUUGUACAGCCCUUGCUCAAUUUUAUCUGGUUUCUGCUGCUGGCUGUUGAAGGAGGCAAGCUAACCGUAUUUACAGUAUUAUGUGAGCAGUAUCAGCCUUCACUCAAGAGAGAUCCUAUGUACAAUGAGUAUCUUGAUAGAAUAGGACAGCUCUUUUUUGGAGUGCCACCCAAGCAGACGUCAUCCUAUGGAGGCUUAUUAGGGAACCUUUUGAACAGUCUUAUGGGAUCAGGGGAGGACGAGGAAGCAGAAGAUGGUCAAGAAGACAGCAGUCCUAUUGAACUUGAUUGAAAACCUUUUUCACUAGGAACUGCAUGAAUCAGACAACUUGAUAACUCAAAAAGACAGUUUCAGAAUAUAUGAGCCCUGAAAUUUUGUUUUUCACAACUAGGAGGGCUCUCCAUUCUGUUAAAAGAAGGUUGCUGAGAUGUUUAUAAUGUUUGGUCUAUAUUAUUUAUGUAAAAAGGGUAGCCAGAAGAACUGAUUGGAGUGAUCGUUAGCAGCCUUUCAGUAUGCUGACCAUUGACUUUUGAUUGAGUUAUAUAGUCAUUUAUGGUUUCGAAUGCAGUAUUCCUUUUCAGAUUAAUACAAAAUAAAGCACAGGCAUUACUGUUACUUUGCCCUUUCAAAAUCAUUUUGUUUCAGUUUCUUAUGGGAAAAAAAGAACACAUUUAACCUUUGCUGUAACAGAGGAAUGUCUUGAAAGGCAGGGUAGUUUCUACCUUUUUCUCUGAGCCUGGUGCCAAAUGUGUUUCAAGGCAUGCCAAAAGAAAGAGUAUGAUUCAUUAGCUAGAUACAUCAAGCUUAAGUACCUUUCGGAGUGCAACAAAUUUUUGGAAAACAAAAGGCGUGGCUAUCUUAAAUCACAAUGUAACUUGUGCCCAUCAAAACUGACUUUUUUAACCUUUCAAAUGUGUGUGUUUUGAGUUUUGCUUUAAUUUGAAUGAAUCUUUGUAGGAUGUAGAUAAGAGGCUGAAUAUACUGAAGGUCCAUCUUACUGGUUUUAUACAUAACAAAUUCUCAUAUUUUGGAGCUUUCUCUUUCAUCCAUGGGAUUUUGCGGCCUUUGAUGGACUUGGACAGUGUUAGUUGUGUAUGUGUGUAAGGUGACAGUUGUGUCUAAUAAAGCAAGCCAGCAACCCCUGCCUUUUUCUCUUAAGUACAACCACUUUUGAAAAGUCAUUUAAAGAAAAGGGAUACUGCAGAACUUUUCAUUUCUGUCUUAAUGCAAUAUUUAUUUUUAUUGGGUGAUUGAUUCCUUUAACUUAACAUUUUAGAGAAAAAAAGACAUGGAAUUACAGGAAUAACUGCAGACCAGGAAUUAGUAAGUCUACAUUUUAUCACCUAAUGAUGCAGUAUGCCAGAUAUUACCAAUAUAAUUGCAAAUGGGGGGGUUGGGGGGGGAAACACUUUAUUUUUUCACAGUUAAAAGACGUAGAUUAAUACACAGUGAUCAUGCAUGGGGAGGAGGGAAAUACAAUUUUAUUUACUGUAAAAACAAAUGGAAUUUAAAGGAAGGUUUUGUGUUAACUGUUGAGUUUAAAUAAAUACUUUAUACUGGGA